Messenger RNA from Lactuca sativa (garden lettuce), 552 nucleotides. The record is from RefSeq and is a predicted model, not a curated record. NCBI's taxonomy places the organism in Eukaryota, Viridiplantae, Streptophyta, Magnoliopsida, Asterales, Asteraceae.
AUGGGGUGUGUGGGUGCAAUUAAGGAUGGUGAUGAUUGUGUUGCUAUAAAUGGUGGCACGUAUGAUAUUAAUGUAACAAGAGUGUUCUGUGGACCUAGUCAUGGCAUAAGCCUUGGGGAAAUCGGUGGUCACGACACAGUUGAACAAGUUCAUGUAGAAAAUUGUAACAUCUCAGGAACAACAAAUGGGUUACGAAUCAAAACGGUGUCGUAUGGAACGGGGUAUGCUAGGUGGAUUGUAUUUCAGGACAUUCAUCUGGUAAACGUUGUAAAUCCAAUUAUAAUUGAUCAACAUUACCGCACUAAUUCUGAAAAUACGGAUUGCCCCGCACCGCCAGAUGCAUCAGCUGUAAAAGUGAGCGAUGUUACGUAUACGAAUAUAUAUGGGUCAUCGGCAACAAAGCAAGUUAUUACUUUCAAUUGCAGUGGAAAGUACAACUAUACUGAAAUUGCAACAAACGAAGUUGGAAUAACGGAACUUGACGAAACUUCUUACUGCCAAAACACUCAAGGAAAAUUUAUUGAUACCAACCCUCCUAUUAAUUGUUAUUAG